Molecule: messenger RNA, 216 nt
Organism: Echinostoma caproni
Lineage: Eukaryota; Metazoa; Platyhelminthes; Trematoda; Plagiorchiida; Echinostomatidae
Source: the annotation of a GenBank genome assembly
AUGUACCUAAGAGACGCCGUGGUAUCAAGUACCGUGAGGGCAGAUAUCGUCACCGGCGGUCGUGUGAAAGUCACACCUGACUCUGGCACCCAAGCACCCAGGGCUACACCAGUCUCGGGCCCACAAACGCCUCGAGUGGUCGGGGGUAAAAAAGACUCCAGUGCCAUUGGUCGUGCCCGCUACUGGGCCAACUAUAUAAAUACAAAGAGUAAAUAG